Messenger RNA from Lingula anatina, 4098 nucleotides. Its product is annotated as zinc finger CCCH domain-containing protein 10. The record is from RefSeq and is a predicted model, not a curated record. Gene Ontology annotation, molecular function: RNA binding; metal ion binding. Gene Ontology annotation, biological process: regulation of RNA splicing. Lineage: Eukaryota; Metazoa; Brachiopoda; Lingulata; Lingulida; Lingulidae.
AGGUCACAGGAUUAACUUUGUGUUUUAUCACCUGACGCCUCACUUAAACUAAAUACUGAACAUGACGAUGGCUUUAUCAAGGCAAAUAGGCUUAAUGACUUCUGUAUUUUAGCAUUCAGAGCCUCAGUCCUAAACAAACGCUGCAGGAGAGGUUGUUACUCAACAGAUAACAACGGGGUGUUGGGGCUAGAAGCUGAUGUUCGCUAGUCUCUGCACAUGCAGUAUAUCGGCUGUUAAUACAGACACAGCGCCCACCAAGAAGUUUCCUGAACUGUUGAUAUCUUUGGUCAGGGGUCUUCAGAGAAGAGGAGUUCACGUUCAGGGAACUUAAUCAGUUGCUUCUAUUUUCUGUACUGUUGAAAGAGUUGAAUUUUGCGUGUGCCCAAAGACGUGAGCUCUUCAUACUGUGUAGUAUUGUAUUUCUCCUCUUCCUGAUCUUAAUCAAGUGAGGGAGAUCACAGACAUCAGAUAUUUUUAUAUUUUAUAUAAUAUGCUCUGUGUACGUGAGAGGACUCUGGAGAAUUUUUAGACUGCAGAAAGAAAUAAGGACCAGGUUGUGUGCACAGGUUCCAGAAUGGAUGGAAGAACGCUUGUAGAUACAUGUAUAUAAGCUCAGCUUGGAGUUCAUUUUUGAAGGAAUAUUGUCAAGAAGAAAGAAAUCUGGGAAGAUCUCUGCAGCUAGGAUAAAAGGUCUAUUAAGAAAGGAGGUCUGGAAGACAGAUAGUGCCCCCAGAGUCCUCAUUAGAAGAAGAGAUAUAUUGAACUGAGACAUUUACUUAAACUAUAAAGACAGCUGCGAUAUAUUGCGAGCAAGCGUACAGGAGCGUACGGAGCAUUUGGCCUCUUUCAUUGAUGCCUGCAGCGAUAAUUGGAAUGAUCAAACACACAUGAAGUUGUCAGAAAUGACUUAAAACCAGUUUGUGAUAUUCAGUUUUGAGUGAGUAAUUUGAUUUGGCAGAGGAUUUAGGAUUUCAACUUGAUGUGAUUGUUCUUGGCUUGUUAUAUAGCUAACUAAAGUGCUGCCAUGUCUGACAAAAACAGUGAAACUAGCAACGAGAAUGAAAAUGGUAACGACAAUGUGUGUCGAGAUUUCCUGCGCAAUGUUUGCCGGCGUGGUAAGCGUUGCAAGUAUAACCACCCCUGCAGCGAAGAAGCGAAAGACUUAGGUAAAAAGCAGAGUUACGUCUUUUGCCACGAUUAUCAAAAUGCUGGCUGUGAACGUGUCAACUGCAAGUACCUUCACUGCACACGAGAAGAGGAAGAUUAUUUCAAACAGGCAGGUCAACUUCCUGUGCGCCUCCAGCAGCAAGCUGCGCUUGGACCCGUCACGUCCAAUGAGCUACCCCUUAUUAAAGGCAGCAUUCCUAUUUGUAAAGACUACCUGAAGGGUGCAUGCAAACGCACCAGGUGUAAAUUCAGACACCUGAGUAUGGCAGAUUACGUGUAUGAAUUACGCAAGCAAGAUCGGACCACCCCUCCCGAGGAUCGCUAUGGACUGUUGUAUAACCCUGACGACUAUGAUCGUUUUGAAUAUGAACAUGUGUCCAAACGUAGACGUGUUGCUCUUGAUGAUUAUAAUGGUUAUAGAACAUUAGACCGGUACAGCAUAACGCCAGAUUACCAAACUUUAUUUGAGGAAAACGUUCUCCUCCGUCGUAAAGUUGAGGAUUUAAAGAAGCAGGUGUCAGAUUUAUCGGCCACGAAUGAGGUUCUUUUGGAGCAAAAUGCUCGUAUUCGUGCCAGUAAGGCAAAUAGUGUUCACAUGAGUACAGCACCUGCCUUGGUGACAGUUACCCCGGCGAUGACCCCAAUAGUAACCCCUGCAGUAGGACCCAGUUCGGCUGCUAGUGCUCAAGCUUUAUCAGCAUUAACCGCGAGCCUGUCUCAACAGAUAGCUCUCAACAGCGAACUCGCGUCCCAACAGGCAUUGCAGCAGCGUAUUGCCCAGGAACUUGCACCGCAGGGAAGUCUGGGAGCGGCAGCGCUCCUCAACCCAUCGGGUUCGGCAGUCGGCAGUAUGAACUCUCCCAUUGUUCCCGUGUCCCUGGCUCAGGUCCAAGUAUCUCUGGGACAGGGCUCUCUGCCCCAGGGGACUACACCCACUGUGUCAAUGGCGGUGUCCCUGCCACAAAACCUAAACACAAAUGUCAGCAUCGCUCAGCAAACUAUCGCGAGUGUCCAGCGGGCAGCAAGACAGUUGAAUGGACCCAGUGGUGGUCCCAAUACACACGAUGGCUUCAUCGUAACAUGCAGCGCUGCAGAUCGUUGGUGAAAUGCUGCUACAUGUGCAUCUUUGUUUAUAUUCCAUAUUACAGGGACUUGGAUGUCAUGGCAACUGAGACAUGACCUUCACAUUGACCUGGCAGGAAGUAGAAUUUGUUGGUAGCACUUCACUGAAAACUUCUUAGUUUUGCAGCAACAUAGCUGACCACUGUUCAUUGCUUUUCUUUACAGACUUAAAAGAGCAUCAGAACACCCUGCUUAUCAAGAGGAAAUGGAGCAUGUAUCUGGCAUAGAGCACCAUGUUAACCAAAAUAGACCCAACUUGGAAAAGAUGGAUACUGUCAAUACACAUGGAACUGAGCACUAUGUCUGGAUACACAUAGAAGUGCAUAAGUUUGAUGAAACUAUCCCAAAUGGGUGAAAUGCACUACUGCACAUGCAUGCGUGAUGAUUUCGGCACAUGCGGGGCGAGUGUCCAGCGGGGCACUAAUGUCCCAGGAUACUGCCUCCGCCGUGGAACACAGGGAUGGUAGUCCAGAUCUACCAUGAUCUUUAUAGUGAAAGUACUAUAACGAGGCUAUGGAUAUAGACAUACGUCUUGUGUACCAAAGUUUCAAAUUUUUUGUUUUUAUUUGGGUUUCCACAGUCACUAGUUACUGGCAUUUUAAGGGUCAUCUUGUGACACGUCAUUUUCAAGUCUAGAGCAUACCUUUAUGAAAACUGACCCCCCAUUUCUUAUAGUUUAGAUUUUAAAGGAAAACAACUCUUCAUUUUGGUGAAAAAAGUGCCAUAAAACAAGAUUUUCCUAGGGUAAACAAGGUUGUUUCCAUACUAAACAAUGGUUAGUGAAUCUGUUUCAAUAUUCAAAGUUAGUUGUUGUUUUUUUUUUUGUUAUUGAUCCUGUAUCUAUCUGUGAAGGUCCGCGCAGUUCAAUGACAAGUAGAGAUUUCAGAAUAAUUGCCAUUUUGGUGGUAAAAUGGAAUUUAUUAUAUUUCUUUGUGUUGUUCACAUUGUACUUAUUGUGUGAUUUUGAACCUCAUAUGAAGAGUUGUUGUCCCUUUAAGGAGUCUGACAUAUUUUCAUGAAUAUGUCUGGUUUCAAAACCCUUGGUUAAUAAUAUUAAAAGUGACUUAAAAAUGAUCUCCAUUUGGUCAACCGUUAAAGCUAGAAGGAUAAUUUGAAGAAUAAAGUUACAAACACCAUAUUAAAAAAUAUAUUGAUGUCAUACUUAGAAAUAUCGGUGUAAUCAGAGAUGAUUGGUUUGUGCAAAAUCUUGCAAUCACAUACAAUUUGAAAACUGCAGGAAAUUGGAAGAACUGUAUUUACAUAUUAGGUAUAUACAGAGUUAUCUUUUUCUUUGUAUAUACUCCUGAAAAAUGUCAAAAUAACUUGCAGGUUAUUUGCAACAGUUUAACAUGGCUAUUCAAGAUUGCUGUUGAAAGUUUUUAGAUAUUGUAAUCCUUUCAUAUAUCUAUAUUUAAGUUACUGAAAUUUUCUUUGAUUUUGUUGUUGAAAAAUUAAAUCUAGUGUACAGCAUUAUGAUUUUCUUUGCAACAUUUGUGUCAGAUUAGUUGUAAAUUGAAUAAUUCUGACUUUGAGAGAGUGUUCUUGCAUAACUAUACAGUAUUUAUCCAUGGCUUUCCAGCACUUUUUGUGUAGAGCAUUACACAUAUUUUUAUAAUUCUAGUUCGUGAACAAAAUGAGCAAAAGAAUGAAAUUCCCCAUCUGUUGGUGUUUGUCUUUCUGUUAUAUAUAGUUCAAGUAUUUAAAUUAAAUUAUAAUUGAUUCAAUAAUGAAUGUACAAAUGUUAACUCUGUUCAAUUUCAGGAACUAGUUUUAAAGUGUAAGGAUUUUUAAAAUUGCAAAAAAAAAAAA